CCUUUCAUUCGUUCUAAUUUGGAUAAGAAUUUUUAAUCUAUUCCCUAGAUGCUACAAUCUUCUAUAUUUAUAUUCUAAUAGUAGCCUUAUACUGAAAUGUUGAGGAUAUUAGUAAAACAAGGUUCCAUAUUGACUUACCAUCAGAAACGUACUCUUGUCAAUGUAAAGCUAAAAUGGGUUAAAGAUAGUGUCUUGGAUUCUGUAGUAUCUGGAGGUACACAACUAAAGGCAGGAACUACACUAGUUUCCAUCAUUGCCUCACAAUCUACUUAUGGUCUUCCUAUUUACCAUCUCCAAAGAAAGCAUCGGCACCUUGGCCUCCCUCACGACUUGAAAGUUUCCACUUUCCUUAGGCGAUACCCGAAUAUUUUUCAGGAGUUUUUUAUUCGUGAUAGUGCUGGCACUCCUGUUCCGUGGUUCAAAUUAACUCCUGAGACUUUAGAGUUUCAUCAUGAACAAGUUAACGUUCUCCGCCAGUGCAGCACAGAUAUUGUUAAUAGGCUGAGAAAGCUUUUGAUGAUGACCAACAAGAGGAUGCUUCCUUUUCAGACAGUUGAUCAGCUAAAAUGGGAUUUAGGCUUGCCACAUGAUUGUGCUACUUCAUUCAUUAUAAAAUAUCCUGAGCUCUUUAAUUUGGUGGACCUUCCUGAUGGUCGUGUGGGUCUGAAUCUUUUAGCAUGGGAUAAAAAAUUAGCUGUUUCCCAUUUGGAGGCAAAUUCUAAAAAGGAAAAUGGGACCUUGAUGUUUCCUAUUGGAUUCACCAGGGGUUUUGGGUUAAAGAGAAAAUGCAUGAAAUGGUUGGAGGAAUGGCAAAAGCUGCCUUAUACUUCUCCUUAUGUAGAUGCUUCUCAUUUGGACCCAAGGACAGAUGUGUCAGAGAAGAGGAUAGUUGGAGUGUUUCAUGAGCUUUUGCACCUCACCUUACAAAAGAAAACUGAGAGAAACAACGUUAGCAAUCUUCGUAAGCCAUUGGAAUUGCCUCAGAAGUUCACAAAGGUCUUUGAGCGGCAUCCGGGGAUUUUUUACAUUUCUAUGAAGGGUGACACGCAGACAAUCGUCCUUAGAGAGGCUUAUGAGCGCAAUCAACUGAUUGAGAAGCAUCCCCUUGUUCAUAUAAGGGAGAAAUUCGCGAACAUGAUGAAACAAGGUUUUCUAGAUCGUAGUAGAGGGUUAUAUAAAGACACUAACCAAGGUCCAGAAGAAGAGGAGUUGACAAGUAGUUUUGUUGGUGAGACCUCUGGAACUAGAUAUUACUCUGAUAUAGGCUCAGAUUCUGGUAUGUGUUUAGAACAUGAAGCAGAGUAGAUAAAGGUAUUUCAAGAAUGUUGAAGUCAUAAGCUGAGAGGUGAUUGGAUUGACUAUUUGAGCCUCUUAGAAACACGUGGAAGUAGAUUGGAUAUGCUCUUAGUAUACGAAUAAAAUUAGAUAGAGGUCCUUUAAAAAGUACUGUUGAAGCUAGAAGCUGAGAGGUGAUUGGAUAACAAAUCAAAGAAGACAGCCAUUUUAUAUCAAGAAGAGAGGGAGUUAACUAAUGCAAUUGAAAGAUGAGCUGAGAGUGUGAAUCACUUCCUUCAUGGCAUCAUUUCAGAGAACCGCACACGGAAUGCCCUUGGGCAUGUCUCAAUGAGUAUUAUUUAUGGACUUCUAUUCUGUAAGAAGUAUUCAACUGGAACUCUUGCGGCAACUGACUCUGUGGUGUCACCUAAAUGUGAUGGUAAGGGUUGUUUACCUUUUGCGAGGAAGUUCAUUUAUCUAAUUUUAGUUUCUAGAGGCUGGUUUAAGGCUUUGAGAUUCUGUCAGAUACUAUGUUCAUGUUGUUCUUUCAGACAGUGUAUGUGAUAGUUUAUGUCAGUGUUGUCACCAAGUUAUCUCCAUGAUACAUCAUUUAUUCCUUUCUCUAUUGUCAACAAGUUAUAUCCAUGACGCAUCAUUCAUUCUUUUUCAUUAAUUUAGAUUUUCAGGUCCCAUGAAUGAAUCUGAACAUAUGUGGAAAUAAAAUACCUUUUAAGAUGUCCCGGAAAUGGACACAGGAAAGUUUAGAUUGCUUUAGACUCACAAUCGUUUGGAAACCAAAAUGAAGUAUAUAUUUUAUGCCCCACGCACAUUUCAAGAGGAUUUGAAAUGAUUUUAACUAAGAAUCUUAUCAUCCACAGAGAAUAUUUAGCUUCAAUAUCAAGCUAAGGAUGUAUUACAUUAGGCUGAUGCAUUUGAGAUAUAAGUUCUUUCAGUACUAAAAAGCACUUCUUAUGUUUUUGGCAAAUAUUUGUUUAUUUAUUUUGAUUGGUAAAGUAAGUAUUUUAUCGACGUAUGGCAAAAAACUAGCAUUAAGGAGAUGCUGAUGAAAAGUACAUAUAGAAGAGAACUUUGCAAUGUGUGUAUAAGAGCUAAGAAAGUCAACAAUCGCCUCUGGAUCUAAAACAUAACUGGGAACUUUGUUGAACCAAAAAUUAAGCAUGGAUGUAUACACUUAAGCUUAAGAUUAAUAAUGUUGUUCUUCUUGUCUUCAAAAACGCUAGCAUUCCUCUCUCCCCAUAUGACCCACCAAAUCACCGCUGGAAUUGUCUUCCAAAUGCUCCUGGACAAUUUGGAUAAUUCCAGUUUAUGCCAAGAUAACAAGAAGUCCAUGGUACUUUUUGGCAUAGACCAUUUCAAGCCCAAAAUUUCAAUUUCUACUAUAUAGAAGAGUGAUACAAAGGAUGACCAAGUUCUUCCGUCCCUCUUGUUGUUCCAACAACAACGAAACAUGUGGAUUCUUCACAACUCUUCAGAAUUCCAGAUAGUGAUGAAUUGGCGAUAGUAACAUUCCAAGUCAACAUUUUUUUUUGAGAAGGUUUUUUGUAACUUCAAGAUCAUCAUCUACCAUUGGGCAACCAACAAAAGGUACAUAACAAAGGACCUCUGUCGUUUGUUAACAGGGCAAGUUGCAGUUGCAGUGAGGACGAUGGAAAGGUGGCAAAAGCAGUGGAAAAUUUAGCUUCGAAGCUCAGCAAGAACUCCAUUUAGGUACAAAGUACCAGGGGCAGUAAAGUGAAGAUUUCUAGGUUGGCAUAAGCCAAAUAGUGAGCUUUGAUUAUGCAUUGAUCUCUCCCAACAAAUGUACGGGUCACCUCAAAAAGACAUAUCUUGACACUGGAGAUAAAAGUACUGCAAAGUGGGAACUGGUGGAGAGCCAGAUAGCCAAGACCAUAAUUGGACAGGUUAUCAUUGCCCUUUUAGCUGUAUGUUUGCGAUCUUACUCUUACCUCAUGCUCAACAAUUGAAGCACUCUUAAUAAGCUGCAACACCCAAGAAAAGUUAUCCUGAUACUGUAUCUUUAUAUUGUACCUGUGACAGUAAGACCCAAAUCUUACAAAUUAUAUCGUACACAUUAGAAUUAUGCCCUUAAUAAGCUGUAAACACCUGAGAAAAGUUAUCUUGAUACUGUAUCUUUAUAUUGGCAUUUUGUGGUAUAGCUAAAUAUUCAAGGCCACUAUCCUGAUAGCUAAUUUAUGUCCUUUUUUAUCGUAUUGCUUGUCUUUGGACUAGCUGAAAAUGAUUAAAAUUCUCAUUGUGGUCCAUCUAAAUCUAAAUAGUAUGCAAGAGUUGCAACACCAGAAGAAACCUGCAUAUUGUGUUGUUGUGGUUGAAGAGCUAUGACUUGUGAUUUUACCUUUUGAAAAUUGUAUCUUAAUUAACAUGUGUUUUACAUUAUUAAU
Solanum dulcamara is the source of this 3695-nucleotide messenger RNA. RefSeq names its product protein WHAT'S THIS FACTOR 9, mitochondrial. The record is from RefSeq and is a predicted model, not a curated record. The transcript is spliced from 6 exons. NCBI's taxonomy places the organism in Eukaryota, Viridiplantae, Streptophyta, Magnoliopsida, Solanales, Solanaceae. Gene Ontology annotation, molecular function: RNA binding. The coding region runs from base 97 to 1305 and encodes 402 amino acids.